Molecule: messenger RNA, 2705 nt
Organism: Vitis vinifera (wine grape)
Lineage: Eukaryota; Viridiplantae; Streptophyta; Magnoliopsida; Vitales; Vitaceae
Exons: 5
Coding region: 887-2551 (554 amino acids)
Molecular function (GO): protein dimerization activity
Source: RefSeq, a predicted model, not a curated record
GGACCAAAAUGACGUCGUUUUGGACCCUGUUCUUUAACAAAUAAAAUCUCCUUCCAUCCAGCCCCCUUUUCUGCUCUUUUUCAACCCGAGACCACUGCCAUUUUUUGCCCUAGCCUCUUCCGUGCUGGAGAAGUGAAGAAGAAGAAGAAAAAGAAGAAGAAAAAUAGGGGGAAAAUAGGAGAAAAAUAAAGGGGAAAUAGUAACGUACCUUCCGGACCUCGAUAAUUUGUUUGCAAGAUGGAUAAUGAGAGUGAGACUCAAGUGGACUCUAGUGCAAGUGGAAGAAGAGAUCCGGGGUGGAAAUAUGGUCGUUUGGUUAAUGAAAAAGAUUUGAACACCAUCAUAUGCAUUUUUUGUGAUAAAGUAACCAAAGGAGGCAUCUAUAGACACAAACAACAUCUUGUUGGUGGAUAUAGAAAUGCUAAAAAGUGUAGAAAAUGUCCGGAACAUGUUAAAGAAGAAAUGGAAGAGUAUAUGACUUCCAAGAAAAAUCAAAAAGAGCAAAUGAAUAUGGGGAGCGAAUAUGUUAAUGAAGAUUUGUUUGGUUUGGAAGAUGAAGAUAUUGGUGAGGAGAUUAAUAGUAGAACGAAUAUCACCAACAUUUCUAGUGGAGGUAGUAACCGAGGAGGAAGUGGUGGUAGGACGUUUUCUUCAAAAAAACCAAGACAAAAAGGUCCUAUGGAUCAUUUUUUCACUCCUAAUGCAGAGAUGGUUGUUCAAAAUCAAAGGAGUGGAAAGAUGAAUCAAACUACCAUCAAUGAUGCCUACAAAAAGGAAGCAAGAGAAAGAGCUUGCACGCUUAUCACAAGAUGGAUGUAUGAGGCCGCUAUUCCAUUUAAUGCAGUCACAUAUCCGAGUUUCCAACCAAUGAUUGAGGAAAGAUCAUAUGGUGGAAUGGGGGAAAAAUGGAUGUUCACUUAUGUCGGAUGGAUGGACCGAUAGGAAAGAGAGAACUUUGGUGAACUUUUUGGUUAAUUGUUCAAAGGGAACCAUGUUCAUGCAAUCCAUUGAUGCUUCUUCAACGAUUAAGACGGGAGAAAAGAUGUUUGAGUUACUUGACAAAUGGGUAGAGCAAGUUGGUGAAGAGAAUGUUAUUCAAGUUAUAACAGAUAAUCACUCAAGUUAUGUGAUGGCAGGGAGGUUGUUAGAAUUAAAGCGUCCACAUUUGUAUUGGACACCAUGUGCUGCACAUUGCCUUGACUUGAUGUUGGAAGAUAUUGGAAAGCUACCAAACAUCAAGAGGACAUUGGAGAGGGCUAUAUCACUAAAUGGGUAUAUUUAUAAUCGCUCAGGGCUACUCAACAUGAUGAGGCGGUUUACUGGACAAAGGGAAUUGCUUAGGCCUGCUAAGACUCGGUUUGCAACUGCUUUCAUCACAUUAUCGCGAUUGCAUGAACAAAAAAACAAUUUGAGGAAGAUGUUUACAAGCUCAGAUUGGUCAGAUAGUAAAUGGGCAAAAGAGCAGAAGGGGAAAACUAUAGCCAACAUAGUUCUAAUGCCUUCAUUUUGGAACACUAUUGUGUUUUGCUUAAAGGUUUCGGGUCCCCUAGUUCGUGUGCUUCGUUUGGUUGAUGGUGAAAAAAAAGCUCCUAUGGGAUACAUCUAUGAGGCCAUGAAUAGAGCUAAGGAUGCAAUUGUGAGAAGUUUUAAUGGAAAUGAAGAGAAGUACAAAGAAAUCUUCAACAUCAUUGAUAAGAGGUGGGAGAUUCAGCUUCAUCGGCCUUUGCAUGCAGCAGGGUACUUUUUGAACCCGGAAUUCUUCUAUGAUAAGCCAGAAAUAGAGCAUGAUGCCGAGAUUAUGAGUGAUUUGUAUAAAUGCAUCUUAAGGCUAACAAGAGACCCUGCUAAGCAAGAAAAAGUUGUGGCCGAAGUGAGUUUGUUCACAAAUGCCCAAGGACUAUUCGGGAAUGAGUUAGCUGUUAGGACAAGAAAGACUAGAGCACCAGCUGAAUGGUGGGCUGCAUAUGGAGCUUCAGCUCCAGAUUUGCAAAAGUUUGCAAUGAAAGUCCUCAACUUAACAUGCAGUGCAUCAGGUUGUGAACGGAAUUGGAGCAUCUUUGAGAAUAUUCAUAGCAAGAGGAGAAAUAGGUUAGAUCAUCAACGCUUGAAUGAUUUGGUGUACAUCAAGUAUAAUCGAGCCUUGAAGAGAAGAUACAAUGAACGUAACACCAUUGACCCAAUUUCCUUGAAAGAUAUAGAUGAUAGCAAUGAAUGGUUGAUAGGGAGAAUGGAAGAUGAGGAUUCUCAUGGAGGUGCACAAGAUGAUUUUGUAUUUGAUGAUGACAAUUUGACAUGGGGUGAUGUUGCUAGAGCUGCUGGAGCUGAGGAGGCCAGGUUUGAUACUAGAGCUAGAGCUAGAGCAAGCUCAAGCAUAAUACCACCAACAAGGGGGAUAGCUUCAAGUUCUAGAACUUUGCCUUCUUAUUCACUAAUAGAUGAAGAUGAAGAUGGAGACAUGGUUGAUUCAGCAGAUGAAGAAGAUGGGGAAGGCUACAAAUGUGGUGAUGGAAAUGAUGAUGAUGAUGAUUUUGUUGAUUUAGAGGAGGAGUGAUGAUUGCUUGUUGUGGACAAAUUUGUGAUUUAAGUGUUUUUUAAUGAUGUUUUUGAAUUGUGGACAAAUUUCAUGUUUUGGACCUUUAGGUUUGGAAACUUUGGAUUUGGAUAUGUAUUAGGCAAUUAGCAAUAUGGAUUUGGAUUUGUUUUUA